AUGGUGUUAAUUGAAAAACGAAGAUUAAAUAAACUGUUAAGAAAGCCUUCAUCAUCAUCGCUUGGAAAAGCUCUAGGUUUGAGACAGAAGUUGUCUCGUACUUCACAAAAGCAAGCCAAAUGUGCAUCUGUUGUAUCUGAAAAGGUACCCAAACAGGAGAUUAAUGUUGAUGUUGCUACUUUGUGUGCUGAGAUGUGUGGUGUUUCUAACCUAUCGCAAUCUGCAGCUAAUCUUCUUCAGAAACACUUAAAUCAAAUAGCUCGACUUUUAAUUCAUGAAGUCCUUCGAGUAAUGGAACAAAGUCGUCGAGGUGUCCCUCAAGCGUCCGAUAUUGACUUGGCUUCAGUUUUGAUCGGACUUGAAAGUCCUUUCGGAACAACUACCGCAAAUUUUCUCCCAAUUCGUACAGGUGGUCGUACCGCAAGUUCAGGUCCUGGUGGCAAAGUUUUUUUCAUUCGACCAGAUAAAGAAAUCGAUGUCAAAGCUUUAUUACUUCGUGAACCAGCAGGUGUUGUCUACGAUGUUAGUUUAGUUGCUCAUUGGUUGAUGGCUUUGUUGAAUAAUUCAUUUGGAUCUCACAAUAAACAAAAUAAACGACCAAUUGGUCACAAAAAAGAUGAUGAUAUAAAUUCAUCAGUUGAAAAACAUUCUAAAAUUGGUAUACAUAGUAGUAACCGAGAUAAAUUAGAUUUAUUAUCAGGAUCUCAUCCAAGAAAAGUUUUAGCAGUGUCUGUCGAACGUCGUUCUCAUGAAAUCAGUCAAGAGGUGAUGAUUUACUUUCGUGAAUUAACUGAGGCAUGUGUUGGUGCUAAUGAAACUCGACGACAUGAGGCUUUGGACAAUGCUACAUUAGAUCCAGGACUUCAGCCAAUAUUACCUCAUCUUAUGACAUUCAUUACAGAGGGUGUAAGAAUCAAUGUAACUAAUCAUAAUCUUGCUAUAUUAAUUUAUUUAAUGCGAUUAGUUAAAGCAUUAAUUGAUAAUCCGCAUAUUUCACUGGAACCAUAUUUACAUUUACUUGUGCCUACAGUGAUCACAUGUGUACUUAAUCGUCAAUUAUGCGCUAAGCCAAUUACAGAUAAUCAUUGGGCAUUAAGAGAUUUUGCUGCUAAACAAUUAGUAACUUUAUGUAAUAGGCAUAAUACGUCUAGUAAUGAAUUAUACGGUCGUGUUACCCGUGAACUUUCGCGUGCUUUAUGCAAUUGGAUUGAUGGCGGUAGUACCUCUAAUAGUUCUACAGAAACUUGUAUGAAAUUAUCAAAUCCUAAUGUACCAAUAAUUGUUAAAAGUGAGCUAUCAAAAUAUACGGAUGAUGAAAAGUCGGAUGAAACGAAAUCAUGUAAAUAUGAAAGUGAUCGUUUAACCAAUUCACUUACAAAUACAACAUUGGCUACGAUUACCACUACUACUAGUCAUAAUAAUAGUAGUAGUAUUAAUACUACAACUGGUAAUUCCAAUACUAAUAAUAAUAACAAUGGACCUAGUUUAGGCAGUGCUAUACAUUCAAUGAAUACGUUAUAUGGUAUAAUUGUUGCAUUAGCUGAAUUCGGUGCACAAUGUUUACGAAUGAUGGUAUUUCCAUUAUUGUCUUCUUUAUGUCACCGUUUAACUAAAUUAACAGAAUCAAAUUUUACGUUAAAUGAAUUAAAUGAAUUGAAUACUUCAGGAAGUAAUGAUUUAAAGCCUACACAACAACAACAACAUCCAGUGCUUUCGUUAAGUUUAGGCGUAAAACUUUUACCGGUUGAUCAACGUUCAUUUGAUUUUCUUAAAGUUAUGAUGACGAAUCGUAUUGCUCCCUUACUCCAUGAUUGGCGUAUACGUCAAGGAUUUGGUGUUACGUUGGAAGAUUAUCGCGCCUCCUAUGAAUAUAUGAAUUCGUAAAAGAUUCAAGAGUUCAAUGAAUUAUUUGUAACACUGAAGUUUUGAGCAACAACAACAACAACAACAAAAAUGGAUAGAUGAAGAUUAAAAUGAAACAACAACAAAAAAAAAUAACACAAGCAACAAUAGAUAAUCAUCAUUGAACUACAGAGAAAGAGAGAAAGAGGGGGGAGGAAAGAGAAAAAUAAAAGGAAAGUAUUGAUUAUUUUCUUGAGGAUAUCAAUAAAAUAUCAUGAGUUGACAUUUUACCUAAGUAUCAUAGUUUAUUAAAAUGAAUAAAUAAUUGAUGUGUUUAUUUAUUGAUUUAUUUAUACAACACAAAGGAUCCAUUCUAGUUUUUGUAGGUU
Messenger RNA from Schistosoma mattheei, 2231 nucleotides. Lineage: Eukaryota; Metazoa; Platyhelminthes; Trematoda; Strigeidida; Schistosomatidae. The record is from the annotation of a GenBank genome assembly.